CAGUUUGUUUCCACGGAGCUGAAGAAGCUUAUGGGUUAUCGGUGCUGACUGGCUAAUUUACGGUUUUUCUCCUCCAUUUCAGCUGUGAUUCUCUCGUAAAUUAUACAAAAACCAAACGUUGUUGUCUUCCUAAGGGGUCUGAUUGAUGUUUAACCAAUUGAUUCAACGAGGGAUUUCCAUUCAGAAUGGUAUCACUGGCAACUCUGGGCUGAGAGUGAACCCGUCAAAUUCUUGUUGCUCGGACACCUGUCGCAAUGGCACAAUGACAGAGCAAUUAAAUAACAACCAAACUCUCUUUUCUUUCGAACUAUUGGUGGAAUAUAUCAGAAUAGACAAAACCAGAAAAUGUCUAAAUUAUUCAGAUGAAUUAGCCCUCGGUGUGAGACUACUGGACUUCCCAACUCUGCUCAUCUAUCAACCAGAAACGUCUACUCCACUGCUAGAUCAACGGCACCAUGAGGACGAGGACAUUGAGAAGGAAAACCAGCUCUAUCAAGCCCACGACACGUUUAAAUACCCUUUCAACAAAGGCAAGUCGUGUUUGUUCAAAACCCACCUGGACUCCCUCCACACCCACCUAUCCAACACUCCUCUGCAUGCCGUGGUCCUGGAUAUGAGGGGAGAGGUUCCCACGUUGAUAGGCAGCUCGCUGGUGUCUCUGGUCAGGUUGAUAGACUGUAUCAGGUGUGAUGUGGAGGUUCAUGGUAUCUCCUCUCCCUCUUCCCAAGGAGAGAAAGGACUUGUUGAUUUAUUUAAUCUCAUGGGAGAGAAAAUAGGUGUUCUUUCUUUGAGAUAUAAUCUGUUCAGUCUGGGAAGUAGUUCAUUACCACAUAUACCUGAUAACAGGGUAUUGCCAGUUGGUAUUACACACGGGACGGACUCUAUGAAACCAAUAGAACAUUUACAGGCCGAUCGUGGGAAAGGAACGAAACCACUUGACUUGGACAUUGACAACAGGCCUUCCAAGGUCCUUUAUCAGAAUAUUGAUAUAAAUGACAAGCCCACUGAGAUAGUGGUGUCAGAAGCACGGCAGACUCUUCCAGUUUCAACUGGCACUCAAACAGAACAUUCUAGAAGCAAGCAGCAUCACCGAACACUCAGAGUGGCUGCUAUCGAUGAGGAACAUGAUGAGGGAAGCCUCUAUGUUCAGCCCCCAUCUCUUUACUACAGCAGUUCUGUAGAACAACAACAGGAGAAUGAACCAGGCCACUACAGGGUGUUAGACAUGGAGUCUCUCAGGGUAGAGGAUCUGGACUUGGGGAAUGAGGAGACACCUGAUGAGACACAGGUUCCUGCUACAGACCACAGGUGUAGACAGAGACCGGAUGUGGUUAUGGAGUCUAGAGGCAGGGAAGAGAGGGGACAGCACCAACCCCAGCAGAUGGCAUCUAUCUUAGGGGAGGCUCUGAGACCGCUCCCUCUAUUGAACACCUUGCUAGUUGAGCUCGCCCAGCUGAGUGGACAGAGUCAGACCCAGCUACAGCAGCUCUUUUCAGUCCACCCCAACCUAGCAUGGAUCUACAGGCCACUGACAGAGCCUUCUAAUGGACAGGUGGACUGGCCUCAGUCCCAGGGCCUACGAGACACCACAACAUCACCACAGAGAGGCAGGCAGUCUCCUUGCCCAGUGGUUCCCGAACUAUGGGUUGGACCCAGCCCCAGAGUGAAGAACAGGCCUCUUCAGGAACAAUGCAGCACUACCACACAAAGUUCUAUCAGAAAAACAAACUGGGAGAAUACAAUGAGUGGCAAUACAGUGUCCAAGUCCUCUCCCAAGAAGAAGUUAAGUUUUGGAAUGACAAAAACGUUCCGCCUAAGAAUGAAGCAGGUUCAACCUUGUGGGAUGAAAUGCCACCUCCAUGAGUGCAGAAAGCAACAGACAGACAAACAGACACUCAAGACCAAGGGUCAUAGCAGGAAGUCCAACAACAAUAACAGACAAACGGAUAAACCUAUAGAUGGGAGGAAGCUACUCAAUAGGAAUGAUAUUCUAAAUGAGGACAUUGCGACUUCGAUAAGUAGCCUAGACAGAGACCGUGGACGGCAGGGAAACAUCUCAACAGGAACCCAGCAGGAACUAAUAGACACAUUCACAACUAGUGUCAAUGCAGAGGAUUUUUACUGUAAGAGAGAUGACUCCUCCCAAAGAUUACCAAAACAGAAACCAUCAUCCCAUUCCAAGCAGGACAGUCACAGUAAACUAUGGGUGCAUAUUCCCAGUGUUGAUCACACAGAGGAGGUGUUACGGAGUGGAGAGUACGACCAUGGUGACUCUGACAGCAGAGGAGACGGGGAUGAGACUCCAAGAGGCUCCAAACCCAGACCGCACCUUUUAGACUCUGGCCACAAGCCCCACAUGUCAGACACCAGAAGAACCCCCAGACUCAAACACCCCCACUCAGCCUCCAGCAGUGAUAGGUUGGACAGUGUGGGGGCAGUAGAAUACCUGGAUGACUUCAGCAGUCUAGACCCUACUGAUGGUGACGGGUUCUCACCUUCAACUGACCUUCUCAGUAGCCCUGAACCUGUUUCAGGUAGGACUAGGGGGAGGAGCCCCGAGCCUGUUGGGGGUGGGAAGACUAGGGGGAGUAGCCCUGAGCCUGUUUCAGGUAGGACUAGGGGGAGGAGCCCCGAGCCUGUUGGAGGUGGGAAGCCUAGGGGGAGUAGCCCUGAGCCUGUUUCAGGUAGGACUAGGGGGAGGAGCCCCGAGCCUGUUGGAGGUGGGAAGACUAGGGGGAGUAGCCCUGAGCCUGUUGGGGUUGGGAAGACUAGGGGGAGGAGCCCUGAGCCUGUUUCAGGUAGGACUAGGGGGAGGAGCCCCGAGCCUGUUGGAGGUGGGAAGACUAGGGGGAGUAGCCCUGAGCCUGUUGGGGGUGGGAAGAUUAGGGGGAGGAGCCCUGAACCUGUUGGGGUUGGGAAAACUAGGGGGAGGAGCCCUGAGCCUGUUGGGGGUGGGACCAGGGACAAGACGAGGAGCCGAGUGUCAGGUGACCAUAACUCUGACGGCUCCAGUGUCUCAGAGAGAAGCCAGAGAAGAAGAGUGGCUCCGCCUCUUCCUGUUCCUGUUAAAGCUGAGACGUCUCCCCAGCGCUCCCUGAUGAACACACACGUCAUCAGACCUCGUACCCAGGACUCAGUCCUUAGCGUCUCCUCUGACAACAGUGUUGGAGACACGCCUGCAUCCAUACACUCAGUCUGCUCUAGAACUCAGCUGGCAGCAAGACCUUGUAGUGGAGGAGCCAUGAGGUCUGGUUCUGGGGCUAGAAGAACCUCAACCAACAGGCCUGGUGGCACUUGGUCUCAGGGAGCCAAGGGGUCUUUCUCUGAGAGUCUUAGAGCAUCAAGCCAACUCCGUGACAUCCAUACUGGCUACAUCCCCAAAGAACCCAAGGACAGAGCACCAGACAGGGGAUACUAUGUAGACACCCACACUGACUCCAUCCACACUCAGAACAGUAGGUCAGACAGGGGGUACUCUGUAGACACCCACACUGACUCCAUCCACACUAAGAACAGUAGGUCAGACAGGGGGUACUCUGUAGACACCCACACUGACUCCAUCCACACUAAGAACAGUAGGUCAGACAGGGGAUACUCUGUAGACACCCACACUGACUCCAUCCACACUAAGAACAGUAGGUCAGACAGGGGGUACUCUGUAGACACCCACACUGCCUCCAUCCACACUAAGAACAGUAGGUCAGACAGGGGGUACUCUGUAGACACCCACACUGCCUCCAUCCACACUAAGAACAGUAGGUCAGACAGGGGGUACUCUGUAGACACCUGCAUCUCUACUAACUACAACUCCUCACCCGAGUCCCACAAGGCUGAAGAUAUAGAAGAGGAGCUAACUGAGGAGGCAGGAGAGGAGCUAACUGAGGAGGCAGGAGAGGAGCUAACUGAGGAGAGAGGAGAGGAGCUAACAGGAGGCAGGAGAGGAGCUAACUGAGGAGAGGAGAGGAGCUAACAGGAGGCAGGAGAUGAGAUAACUGAGGAGAGAGGAGCUAACUGAGGAGAGAGGAGAGGAGCUAACUGAGGAGAGGAGCUAACUGAGGAGGCAGGAGAGCUAGCUAACUGAGGAGGCAGGAGAGGAGCUAACUGAGGAGAGAGGAGAGGAGCUAACUGAGGAGGCAGGAGAGGAGCUAACUGAGGAGAGAGGAGAGGAGCUAACAGGAGGCAGGAGAGGAGCUAACUGAGGAGAGGAGAGGAGCUAACAGGUGGCAGGAGAUGAGAUAACUGAGGAGAGAGGAGCUAACUGAGGAGAGAGGAGAGGAGCUAACUGAGGAGGCAGGAGAGCUAGCUAACUGUGGAGGCAGGAGAGCUAGCUAACUGUGGAGGCAGGAGAGCUAGCUAACUGUGGAGGCAGGAGAGCUAGCUAACUGUGGAGGCAGGAGAGCUAGCUAACUGUGGAGGCAGGAGAGCUAGCUAACUGUGAAGGCAGGAGAGCUAGCUAACUGUGGAGGCAGGAGAGCUAGCUAACUGAGGAGGCAGGAGGGCUAGCUAACUGAGGAGGCAGGAGAGCUAGCUAACUGAGGAGGCAGGAGAGCUAGCUAACUGAGGAGGCAGGAGAGCUAGCUAACUGAGGAGGCAGGAGAGCUAGCUAACUGAGGAGGCAGGAGAGCUAGCUAACUGAGGAGGCAGGAGAGCUAGCUAACUGAGGAGGCAGGAGAGCUAGCUAACUGAGGAGGCAGGAGAGCUAGCUAACUGAGGAGGCAGGAGAGCUAGCUAACUGAGGAGGCAGGAGAGCUAGCUAACUGAGGAGGCAGGAGAGCGAGCUAACUGAGGAGGCAGGAGAGCUAGCUAACUGAGGAGGCAGGAGAGCUAGCUAACUGAGGAGGCAGGAGAGCUAGCUAACUGAGGAGGCAGGAGAGCUAGCUAACUGAAGAGGCAGGAGAGCUAGCUAACUGAAGAGGCAGGAGAGCUAGCUAACUGAGGAGGCAGGAGAGCUAGCUAACUGAGGAGGCAGGAGAGCUAGCUAACUGAGGAGGCAGGAGAGCUAGCUAACUGAGGAGGCAGGAGAGCUAGCUAACUGAGGAGGCAGGAGAGCUAGCUAACUGAGGAGGCAGGAGAGCUAGCUAACUGAGGAGGCAGGAGAGCUAGCUAACUGAGGAGGCAGGAGAGCUAGCUAACUGAGGAGGCAGGAGAGCUAGCUAACUGAGGAGGCAGGAGAGCUAGCUAACUGAGGAGGCAGGAGAGCUAGCUAACUGAGGAGGCAGGAGAGCUACCCACAUGAAGAAUGUGCUUCCUAGGGACAAAUGUAUCAAGCAUCUCAAUAUAGUGCUGCUGAUCUAGGGUCAGAUAUUCCCUGUCCAUAUGAUCUUAAUUGUGAUAUUAAAGGCAAAACCAGUUCUCCUACUCUAAUGCUGUGUUUACACACUAAUUGGUAUUUUCACCAAUCAGAUCAGUUCUGAAAAUGAUCUGAUAUGAAAAGAAAUUGAAAUUCAUCUAAUAAAGUGUUGAACAUCUUC
Messenger RNA from Oncorhynchus kisutch (coho salmon), 5471 nucleotides. RefSeq names its product microtubule associated protein 10 (gene map10). The record is from RefSeq and is a predicted model, not a curated record. Bases 146 to 3952 code for a protein of 1268 amino acids. Lineage: Eukaryota; Metazoa; Chordata; Actinopteri; Salmoniformes; Salmonidae. Gene Ontology annotation, biological process: positive regulation of cytokinesis; mitotic spindle midzone assembly; cytoplasmic microtubule organization. Gene Ontology annotation, molecular function: microtubule binding. Gene Ontology annotation, cellular component: mitotic spindle midzone; midbody; mitotic spindle pole. The transcript has 2 exons.